Molecule: messenger RNA, 2622 nt
Organism: Lutzomyia longipalpis
Lineage: Eukaryota; Metazoa; Arthropoda; Insecta; Diptera; Psychodidae
Product: akirin
Exons: 2
Coding region: 483-1052 (189 amino acids)
Biological process (GO): positive regulation of innate immune response; positive regulation of transcription by RNA polymerase II
Cellular component (GO): chromatin; nucleus
Molecular function (GO): transcription coregulator activity
Source: RefSeq, a predicted model, not a curated record
CGUUGCAUGACAGUUUGGAUUUAGUAUGACAUAUUGACGUCAGAGCAGCUUUGCUUUUUGUGGAGAGAAAAAGGAGUCAUUUUUCUUGUGUGUGGCUUAAAAAUUCUUUUGUGUGAAAAAUCCAUUUCCCUGCUGUUCUUUGGACAUUUGUGUAGGGAGUAGUUUUCUCCUGGCCCAUAUGCCCCAAGAUUGAUUACUCAUUUGAAGAAGAAGAAAAAAAAGGAAACGUUUUUUGUUCUCUUGUGUGUGACUUUUUUUGUGUGUUGCUCCCACGGGGCUCGACCUCACCUUUAGGGCGUACUGCGGACCAUUGUGGAUUAAGCUGUGUGGACCAACCUGGAGUGUUGCUGUUUGUUACGUGCAAGGAGACGAAUAUACAAGUUGGCAUACGCACACCAACUCCUCGAGAUCCGACAUUUUAAACGGUUGUGGUUUUGCUUUGAGUCCGUUUCCGGAGCGCGGUGAGAGGGUGAGACCUGUGAAUGGCGUGUGCCACCCUCAAGCGCUCCCUCGACUGGGAGUCAAUUAAUCAGCGUCCGUCGAAGCGCCGUCGGUGCAGCCCCUACGGGUCAAAUUCCAGUGCCACUACCACCACCAUGAGCCCCACUGCUCGCGAUGCGGCAUGCGGUUGCUCAGCCACAGAGCCAUCGUCAUCCCCAUUCGCCAAGAUACCCUCCUACCCGAUUCUCACGCCCGAGAAAAUGGCCCAGACCGUUCAUGAUGAGAUCAAGAGACUCCACAGGACGAAGCAACUGUCCGCAGUUGCCAUUGAGCGGAUGCAGGACUCAGAGUCGAGUGGUUCGGAGAUGGGUUCAGACAGCCCAAGGCGUCCGGAUACACCGCCAGUGAAGAAUCCGGAUAAGGCUCUCUUCACAUUUAAACAAGUACAAUUGAUAUGUAGUCGCAUGCUGAAGGAGCAGGAGGAGAAGUUACGUGAGGAAUAUGAUCUCAUUUUGACAUCGAAACUUGCUGAGCAGUACGAUGUCUUUGUGAAAUUCACAUAUGACCAGAUUCAGAGACGCUACGAAGCGGCCCCCAGCUACCUCUCCUAAAAAAAAUAAAUUGAAGAAGAAAAAAUCAUGGGACUCACACCACAAUGCCACAAAAAAAAUUGCUUCUGGGAGAUCCAUAAUCCCCACAUCGAAAAAAAUGGGAGUUUUAAAAUAAAAAAAAAAAAAUGAUGAAGAAUAAUAAGAAAUGAAGUUUGAAGAUGAAGAUGAUAAAAAGAAAUCAUAACUCGUUACUUUUUUCUACACACAUAGACCUUAGAGAUGAGAUGAGAUGCCUUUGGUUUUUCAGCAAACUAAGGGAGAAUAAAUUGCGUAAAAAAAUGAUGAUAUAUUAUAUAUUAUAUAAAAUUAAGUAAAUGGAAGAAAAUCAAGCGGAUAAGAGAUAUAAAUUUAUACAGAAUCAUUUGAAGAACUUUUUUUUUGUCAUAUAGCGUGUACCAACCCUUGAGAGAGAAUUAAUGCUUAGGGGAUGUUUUGAAAAAGCUUCAUUGUUAUAAGGUGAAAAAUGAUGGAUGUUAGAUUCUCGGGUGAAUUUCAUAUGAGAAAAAAAAAUGAGCGAAGGAGCGCAAUGGGAAGAUCUACAUAACAAUCAUACACGUGUGGUUCCCAUUAAUUAUGUAAGAGAGAAGAAUCAUUGCCAUUAAAUUCCGCAUAGAAAUAAAUCCUGAUGAAAACUUUUCUAAUAUCCCGUCUAUUGAGGAAAGAAAGAAAGUAACUAUAUAUGAGAGAAAUUUGUAACAAUUAAAGACUCCACUCGUGGAUUAAAUAAGAUUUAAAUGAGACAUGAAAAAGAAAAUUUGUUUUAAGGCUCUUUAGGAAUUUGCAUAAUUUGAUGUAAUAAAAUUCCAACACACACACAAGAAAAAUGGAAUUCUAAAUUUAAAUUAUUUCUCCCCUCCCCGCGUCUUUGUACCUCCCGCAGAUAAAGAUAUUUCCUUUAAAAAAAUUAUUUUCUAUUGCCAUUUAGUUCAGUUUUUUCGUGGAAUUUUUUUUUCGAAGGCAAAAGAGGCACGCAAGGUUCGUUUUUGAGAGAAAUAUUAACAAUGUAAUAAGAAAAAAAUAUGUAUACAUAUACCUACAUCAAAAAAAGUAAUAUUUUCAUACAAAGAAAGCAACAUUUACGCUACACACAACACUUUGCUCCUAAAAAGAAAAUAACUAAAAAAAAAACAAUAUAAAAUUUAAUAAAAAAGAAAACAAUUCUAUAGAAACUCUGAAAGAUUAAACAAGGGGUUGUGAAAACCAAAAUAAAAAAGAAAUAGAGCAGCUACAGUUGGGAAGAAAAAGGAAAAUCAAUGAAAACUUUAAUGCAAUUUAAACAACAACAAAAUUGAGAAUAAAAAAUCAACGCAAUUGGACAACUUUUUGCAGCAAAGAUUUAUAAUAAACAAAAAAAGAAUGAAAUAGACAAGUCAUACCACAAGUAGUAGUUUUGUGCCUAACUCUUAUGGAUUACACAUACAUAAAAAAAAACAUAACAAUGCUAUUAUUUUAUAAAAAAUGGAAAGAAGAUGAAAAAAUAAUUAUAAUAAAUAUACAAAAAUACAUAAAAUUUAUAAAAUUAAGCAUAAGUCUAUGUAAUACCAAUAAAGAUACCGCAGUAGAAAAAAAA